CGUUCCUGUUGCACUCGGAUGUUGGAAUUUUCGAGUUCCCAGUCGGUAAUUUCAACUGGAACGCCACAUGAAUUGCCAAAAUACAACAACAUACGUUUGUAUCAACUGGUAUUUCUAUCAACAACAAACCUGGCUAGAACUGGCUUUCUGACCGAUAACUGGAAAGAAUCAAACUCGAGUGUGACGUAAUUCCCAGCUCCGUCUUCCAACUUCCGAGGUUACAGGAACAUAGCACGUCUCCUCCAUAGUUUUCACUCUGACGCAUACAGUGAGUCAAGAUGGCGGCGUUCAGCGCGGAGCAAUGGCUGAAUGAGCUACCAAACCAUAUAAUCUUCAAAAAACUACGCGAGAAGUUGGACUCUGAAGUCAGCUCGAAUGAAAGAGAGGUCGUUAAGAACCUCACCUUCUGCCUCGGCGGGGAUUUCUUUGUAUGGGACGACGUAGACCGCGUUUUUUACACGACUAAUCUGCGGCAGUUGAACUCGGAGAGUCGGUUAAGCGGGAACCAGCAGCACCACCAGACCUUACUGUGUACCAGCCCGCCGCGCUUCGACGUGCACCAGCUGUUGCUCAGCCCGACCCAGCAGCAUGUGGCGCUGGUAGGACAACGCGGGGUGUCGGUGCUUGAACUGCCGCAGCGAUGGGGGAAGAGAUCCGAGUUUGAGGGAGGCCGGAUCGACAUCAGCUGCAAGACCACGCCGGUGGCAGAGCGCUUCUUCACCAGCUCGCCGUCGGUGACUCUGCGCCAGGCGGCCUGGUACCCGAGCGAGACAGACGAGCCACAUCUAGUACUGCUCACAUCCGACAACACCAUUAGGUUUUAUGGGUUAAAGUCGCCUCAAACGCCGGCCAAGCUGAUGUCCGUGUCGCAGUCUGAGGAUGACAGCAGCGUCCGUCCUCCGGCCCGCUCCUACGCCGCCUCUCUGGGGGAAAUAGCGGUGGCGUUUGACUUCGGAUCGGUGUCCUCCGCCCCUCGGCAGCUGGCAGCACAGUCCUCCAAAGAGCAGCAGUUUUACCCUCUGUACAUCCUCUACGAAAAUGGGGAAACCUAUCUGUCCUACACGAGUCAGUUCAACGGACUGAAUGUAAGUAAACUCGUCGGACCCCUCCCCAUGUAUCCCGCAGCAGAGGACAACUAUGGCUAUGAUGCUUGUGCCAUCCUCUGCCUGCCUUGUGUGCCCAGCAUCUUGGUCAUUGCCACUGAAACAGGCACUCUGUAUCACUGUGUUGUGCUGGAGUCUGAAGAAGAGGAAGAGGUGAAGUGGAUCCGAGGCACAGAGGCAAUACCAGCUCUGUAUGUCUUUGAGUGUGUCGAACUAGAGCUCACCCUCAAAGUAGCCACAGGUGAGGACGAAGACGCUCAAGAGUUUGAUUUCACCUGCCCAAUCAGACUGCACAGAGAUGCCCUGUGUCAGCACAGGUAUCACUGCACCCACGAAGCAGGAGUGCACAGCGUGGGGCUUAUCUGGGUCAACAAGCUCCAAAAGUUUCUGGGUUCAGGCGAGGAGGAUAAGGACAGUCUGCAUGAGCUGGCAACUGAGAAGCGCUGCAUCGUAGAGCACAUCCUUUGCACCCGACCGCUUCUCACCAGUCAGUCAGCUCCGGUUCGAGGCUUUCUGAUUGUAUCUGAUCUCUCCUUGGGUGCCACCAUGCUCUGCAUCACCAACACCUAUGAGUGCAUCCUGCUGCCCCUCCUGAGCUCCAUUCGCCCCCCGUCCCCUCCUCUGCUCUGUUCCCACCCGGGCGCAGGCUCUGUUAGCUCCCCGCUGCGUGGGUUGGCUGACGACUCCUUCGAACAGCACAUUCGCAACAUCUUGGCACGUAGCUCCACCAAUCCCCUUGUACUUAAAGCCGGGGACAAGGACACGUCACCACCGCCUCCGGAGUGCCUGCAGCUCCUCAGCAGGGCCACACAGGUGUUUCGUGAAGAGUACAUCCUGAAGCAGGACAUGGCCCGUGAAGAGAUGCAGAGGAGGGUAAAACUUCUGACUGGCCAGAAGAACAAACAGCUGGAAGAGAUGAGUCUGUGCAGGGAGGAGAGGAAGAGUCUGACAGAGGCAGCAGAGAGACUGGCCGAUAAGUACGAAGAUGCAAAAUAUCGCCAGGAAACCAUCAUGAAGAAGGUUAAAAAAGUGUUGGGCAGCUUACAAAGCCAACUGCCUAUACUGUCAAACAGUGAGAAGGAUAUGAAGAAGGAGCUGCAGACCAUCAGUGAUCAGCUGAAACUUUUGGACAACUGCAUCAAACAGGUGAACAUGAAGAUGGAAUACCAGAAGACACAAGUGAACAAGGAUGUGCCUGCAGCCCGGACGACUGUCUCACUCAACGCCCAGCAGAAGAAGGUUGUUCAAGAUGUUCUUAAAGAGCAAGGACAGCAAAUUGGUGACAUGAUGAAGCAGAUUAAAGACAUCAAAAACCAUUUCAGUUUCUAAAAACUGCAGAAAACUGUAAAUAUACUGUUGUAAAAUAAGUGGGGAAACAUUUUCAAAUGCUCUUCUGAAUGCAGUCAGUGCUUAAAUCUGCCUUCUUUGAUACAUGUUUGUCUCAAACAGCAGGUUUGCCUUCGGGUCUGUUUAACAGUUUGAUUAUUUUUUUACGCCUGUGUUUCUGAAUGUUAAGGUUUGAUUGGAUGACCUAGUCAGAGCACAUUAUGCCAUGUACAGGCAGGUAAAAGUAGAAAUAUUUUGAACCAAGAUGGUCUACUCACUUUGGAAUAAAUAAUAAACUCUAUAAAGAUC
Molecule: messenger RNA, 2738 nt
Organism: Scomber japonicus (chub mackerel)
Lineage: Eukaryota; Metazoa; Chordata; Actinopteri; Scombriformes; Scombridae
Gene: nup88
Product: nucleoporin 88
Exons: 1
Coding region: 279-2432 (717 amino acids)
Biological process (GO): ribosomal large subunit export from nucleus; ribosomal small subunit export from nucleus; mRNA export from nucleus
Cellular component (GO): nuclear pore
Molecular function (GO): structural constituent of nuclear pore; protein binding
Source: RefSeq, a predicted model, not a curated record